UGGGAGGGGUGGAGGGAGGAGGAAGAGGUGGGGCUGUGCUCUGAUUAAUUACCUUAGGCAUUCAGGGGUGGGGCUUCCUUCAGCCAUCUGCCUGAGAUAUGGGAGGGAGCUGGAGAAAGAAGGAGGGGGAGAGACUGCCAGAGAGGAAGAGAAAAGAAAGGAAGAAACACUAGAAAGAAAAAGGAAGGAAAACCGGAAUAAAGGGAGAUCAAUUACCAAACCUUUAAAUAGCUAGAUUGGGGGGGGGAGGGGGGUGGAAAAAGAGCUGUGGAGGUGUGCCUCAGCACGCCUGCUUUGAAGGCUUCAUCACCUUGUUUUAUGGAGAAAAAGAAAAUGGUAACUCAGGGUAACCAGGAGCCAACAACAACUCCUGACGCAAUGGUUCAGCCUUUUACCACCAUCCCAUUUCCGCCACCUCCGCAGAAUGGAAUCCCCACAGAAUAUGGAGUGCCACACACUCAGGACUAUGCCGGCCAGACCAGUGAGCAUAACCUGACACUCUACGGGAGCACACAAGCCCACGGCGAGCAGAGCAGCAAUUCACCCACCACGCAGAAUGGAUCUCUUACGCAGACAGAAGGGGGCGCACAGACAGACGGCCAGCCAUCACAGACACAAAGUAGUGAGAACUCAGAGAGUAAAUCUACCCCUAAACGGCUGCAUGUCUCUAAUAUUCCUUUCCGCUUCCGGGACCCCGACCUUCGGCAGAUGUUUGGGCAGUUUGGCAAAAUCCUAGAUGUAGAAAUAAUCUUUAAUGAACGUGGCUCAAAGGGAUUCGGGUUCGUAACUUUCGAGAAUAGUGCUGAUGCAGACAGGGCCAGGGAGAAAUUACACGGCACCGUGGUAGAGGGCCGUAAAAUCGAGGUGAAUAACGCUACAGCACGUGUAAUGACCAAUAAGAAGAUGGUCACGCCGUAUGCAAACGGCUGGAAACUGAGCCCAGUUGUGGGAGCUGUGUAUGGCCCUGAGUUAUAUGCAGCCUCCAGCUUUCAAGCAGAUGUGUCCCUAGGCAACGAUGCUGCAGUGCCCCUGUCAGGAAGAGGGGGCAUCAACACUUACAUUCCUUUAAUCAUUCCUGGCUUCCCUUACCCGACUGCAGCCACCACGGCAGCCGCUUUCAGAGGAGCCCACCUGAGGGGCAGAGGGCGGACGGUCUAUGGUGCAGUUCGAGCGGUACCUCCAACAGCCAUCCCCGCCUAUCCAGGGGUGGAUAUGCAGCCUACAGAUACGCACAGCCUGCUACUGCAACCGCAGCCACAGCCGCUGCAGCUGCCGCUGCCGCUUACAGCGACGGUUACGGCAGGGUGUACACAGCCGACCCCUACCAUGCCCUUGCCCCUGCCGCUAGCUAUGGAGUUGGCGCUGUGGCAAGUUUAUACCGAGGUGGCUACAGCCGAUUUGCCCCCUACUGAAGUGACGUGAGACCCUGCAGAUGGGACAGCCCCCCAGUUCAUGAGGCCUGGCUAUUGCAAUAUUUACUAGUAGAGGAACUCUAUAGCAAGAUGAAGAGGAAAACAAACAAACAAAAAAAACACAAAAAAAGAAAGAAUACUUUUUUAUACCUCACUAUGUUCUUUGAAUAUGUAUUUUCCUUUAAAUUUCUGCCUUUAAUUCUUUUGUUCCAAAGAUUGUGCAUUUUUUUCUUUUUUUUCCUUUUUUUUUUUUUAACUGUGGUAAAAAAAAAAAAUAAUGCAUUUCCAUGUCUGUAUGUCCGUGCUUAGCUUAUUCUAUCAGUCACGGAAGAGGCAGUUACUGAGGAAGGAGAGACACUUAGGAGCCAGGAAUUGAUCAGAAAUCAGCAGACAGAACUACCAAAGUGUGUCUGGUGCUGAGUGGUGGGGUUCAAGCAAGGAGUGGAAGACGUCUUUGUGCAACAGGAUAUCUUCUGGUCUUCUGAGUUUCUGGUCUUUGGCAGGCAAUUCUGAUUGGCUGUGGCUGGAAUCCACAUGCUGAUAGCUGAUAGGAAUUUGUGCUUGCAAAAGCAGGAGAAUUAAAAGGACAGUUCCUCUCCUCUUCCCUCCUGCCUUCAUCCUUUUCACAAUCAUCUUACACACAUAGUCUGAGACAGUCGGCAUGGUUUUGGAAACUGCAGUAUUAAUGUUUCCAGACGUGCUCUCAGACUGUGGGUAAUAACCCCUCACUAGGAACCCGAUCUCAGAAUGAACUCUGGAGUAUGGAAAAGAUUAUCCUUUUCUUUCCUGCAACCCCACCAUUCCUGCUGGGCAUCUUCCCCUUUAAUUCAACCACAGCUUCUCUCAUCUGUCCUUUGAUUAACACCCUGCUCCCAUGUCCUCAAGAUUCAGGAAUUUAGGACCCAGGGACAGAAGAAUAAAUAGCCAGUGUCCGGAUUUCUCCAAGGUAUUUGGCCGAGCUUAAGGGUUAGAAAUACAAAUAAAUUGUUGCGAGCCAUUGAAGAGCAUGAGGAAGUGAAGAGGGAUAUUAGAGGCUAUCUGGCAAGUCACUUGAUAUUCCUGACCUUCCUCUUGCAUCAGAAAAACAAUACGAAGUAUAAAACAUAUAAUAACGACACUAUUGGCAAAAGCUAAAAGCCGUCUAAGGUCCCUGGAAGUUUUGGCAGAUGAGGGCAGGCGAAGGCGCUGGGUACUAGCCCCAAAGCCAUAGGAACUCCGCCUUCCAGGCCUUCGCGAGCCACUUCUCUGCCUGCGGGCCACUGCCAGCAUGGGCAUCCCACCCAGCUCGUCAUUACCCUCUGAAGACACCCCGCUGACCACUCGGUGCCCCCGCGGGCCCCGCAGUGGCCCCAGCCCUAUUGGAAGGAAGGUCCGAAACGGCGAGGGCUAGCGUGUCACCAGGAAGAGGCGUCUGGCGGCCGCAGCGUGAGUCUCUGCCGCCGCCGCCUGGCUUCCUUUCAUACUCGUCACCGUGGUUGGGAGAAAGUGUUUCUCUUCUAGAUGUUUAACUGGUAAAAACAAGGGUCCUGCAGCAUUUCCAAAGCGAAGGUGUUAGAAACAGGAAAGCACGGUCUGGUCGGCUCCCUGUCUAGACACAUCGGUACUAGGGUGACCUUCCACCCUGGGGCAGCUGCUGAAGGGAGUAGUUCAGAGACAUGGAGCUUCUGGUUUGUUGUGGGUUUGCUUUGUUUUUCCCUCCUGCCUCCACUUGUGUUCUUGACUGAUGACUGAUUCCAGUCCCUGAAUGAAAAGGACUGACAUUUGACGGCAUCGAGCACUCUGCCAGCAGAAUGGUGUGCCUGGGGGGGCUCUGCCUAGGAAGCCCUGAAACACGGGAGCCAUCUGGAAAGCUAGCGGCCUCGGUGCGAUUCUUAGGCCUCUGGGGAGGAAGGCAUAGCAUAGCGCAGGGCACUCCAGACCGCCUAGUCCGGGCACCAUGUUGAAGGGUUCCCCUCCCCAAGCCAAAGUUUGCUUUGUUGCUGUUAAGACAAUUUUUGUUGUAUGUAUAGAGAUAUCUUAGUUAGAGGAGUGGAAAGUGGGGUAUGGGAACUUCCACGGUUCUAGGGAAUGGGGGCAGGGAGGAUUCCCCCCCCCCCAUUCUUUUGCUUUUGUUUUAAGGGAGAGCUUUUACUGGCUAAAGAAAAGGAAAUGAACUUUCUGUCAUGUCAAGUCGGGCCAGCCGUACAAAAUGGCAAGCCUCUGUUCAGCUGAGACAAGGCCGAAUUCUAAAUGGUCAUAUUGGCAGCAGGAGAGAACAGAGGGGUGAGCUUAAGAAUUUUCUUUCCUCCAAGCAGAGGAGGGUGGGACAGGGAGGGAGAGCAGCCCCGCAGACCUUGAGAAGAGGCAAAAGCUUGAGCUCGAGGUGCCCUGUCUGCACCUCAGUUCAGCUGGUCUGGCCAAGGACCCCUAGCAAGCUGUGCUUCUGUUGGCUCCGCAGCCCUUCCGGGGUGCUUUUAACUCCGCGCCUCAGCUCCAGACUCUCGGAGGGCCCGGGGAGCUCCUUUAACUCGCAUUCUCCGGUUUUCAGUGUCAGCACUGAGUUGGGGCCUCUCAGCAGCACCCAGGUGGGAGACGCCCAACCUCCCCCAUCAGCUUUUGAACGCUGAGACUGCAGCCCGAGAGCCCAGGCAGGCUCCUGGCAUCCUGCUUAAGUGUGCUGGAGUGAGAAGCAAGCCUGGCCUGCUGUGCUGUGAGCCGGAGAGGGCGCGGUCGGAGUUCUGAGACGCCGGGGCUGGGCCACAGCACGGAGAAUCUGCGGCAGCUUUACACAGCCAGUGGCCCCUCCGCCCUAGAAGCCGGUGCCUGUCAGGAGCCUGUACCACCCGCCUCCUGCCCAGAGAGCUGCACUUAGGUCUUUUUUUUCUCAAAAUUCCUGGUGUUGCAGAAUUCAAUUCCCAUCAGCCCUGCUCGGCGAUUCAUCUCUGUCGGGGCUCUGGGGUUUCAUUUACUAGGCCCCUGUCCAGCGCUCCAGCCACAGCCACUGCUGAAAUGGAGCCAGUUUUACUUCUCGAAAGGAGACUGGGGCUCAGCCGUUAUUUUGAGGGAAGCUAGUGCAGGUAUUUCCGAUAGAAAUCAGUGAUAGCUUUUCCUCAAAAGCAUGACUCCUUGGGCUAAGCCACUGCUAGUUUAGGGCAGGUGAGCCAGGGAGUCACCGCCACACCUGUUGGGAGUGCAGGGACAGGAUGGAAGCAACCCCAAGGAUCUGCAGGAAGGGCUCGACAGUACCCCCCCCCCCCGCCCCACCUUCCCCCAGCAGGGUGAGGCCAAACAUAGGACCAUCUGCAGGGUGCUCAGCCCUUGCCAGGAGGGAAAAGGGGAAGCUGAGCUCUCCUCUCGCCAAGUCUGGCUGCUUCUCCGCUGCUUGCAACCCUCUAGCACAGUAACAUUUGCAGGAUUGCAAAUUUUUUCCCCCAGAUAAAAGGAGGAAAGGGACUUUGGGGGUGGGGCGGGGAGGGGGUAGUGGUGUUUUAAAAGCAUAAGUUACCUGUUUGCACUGUUUUUAAGAUAGGUUAAAAAAUAGUGGGCAAGGUGAUCAUCAAACGUAAAUUUGUGUGCUUUUAUUUUGUCAUGCUCUUGAAGAUGUUUGACCAUUUGUAGUAUACACCAGUGAAACUUGAUUCUCUGUUGCAUAAAACACUUAUUCUUUUUUGGAAAUGUUACUGUCCGAAAGCUUCUUCCCUGCCUUUUCCUUUUCCUGUGUUCGUCCCUCAUCCUUGCUGUACAGAUCGAUCGAUCAGCCAGGGAUCAGCCCGGCCACAGCCUGGGGGCUGAGCGGCGUGGGCUCUUGCCCGCGGGCUGGGUCAGAAGCCAGUGCGCAGCCUCUGCUUGAGUGGACGGCCGCCUCUCGGAAGGAGCUCACAGGCCGGGCCGCGGCGGGACGGCACACUCCCGGGGCCCGAGGGUGGCUGCGCUGGAGUGCUGCAGUGGCUGUGGGAGCUGAGUUCUUAGCCAUGUUACCGGAACUGUAGCCAGUUACAGUUUACUCAGGAAAACGGUAGAUCAAUUCAGCCAUGGUAGUGCUGGUUGGCAGGGAUUGGUAACUGAGAGAACUGCUCAUCAGCCAAACGCAAACCUUGCCUUUACAAACCUUACAGGCCGCGGGCGCCGCCCUCCCUCCGCCCGCCCCGCGGCUCAGCUCCCGCUGGCCAGCAGAAAGGGGGCGUCGCUCUCUUUCCUCUCCCCUCCCUCCGCCCCUGUGGCCAACACCAGACUCCCAGGGGCUCCAUGAGUUUCUGAAUUUUUAGACAGUCGUCUUUUGGUUUGGUUUUCCCGGGGACUGAUGAGUGCUCGCAGCGACGUCUCUGCCGUCAGGACUCCCAGCUUAGUCGUUUCCUUGUGUUUUUCUGUUCACAGUAUUUUCGUGUGUGUGCGCUUGUUUUGGCAGCUCGUUUUGGCUGUAAUAUAUAUCGAGUGAUGAAUUGAUCCUCUUUUUUCCCUAAGGGAUAUGAAUUGUUUUCUUCUUGUGUUUUAAUUCUGCUUGUGAAUAGCUGGAGCAAACCCGGGGCUGACACACGUAAGCUAGGGCUGCAGAGCGAUGAGCGCUGGGGGCCUCGUCCCCACGGGCCGCCCUCCCCGAGCCUCUGAGCUUGCCAGUCCAAAUCUUUGCAAGGCUAAAAAUGCCACAGAACCUCUCCUCCCCACACCCCUGGCAGGGACGGACCAGCCCUGCGUGCAACGUGCAGUUCUCUGGCCCCUCCAUUGCCGUGACAGAACAGGUACCUUUGGGGACAGGGGGCCUCCCGUGGGAUGCUUGUGUAGUUGACCACCUCGCCUUCACCCCGCCCCCGGCCCCGGCCCAGACUCACUUCCUGGGACCCCCGAGCUGCUUGCCCAGGGUCCUGUCACCCUGCGAACUCCAGAGAAGCACCCCAGGGCUUUGUGACAGUCUCUGACCCCCUUCUCCUUAAGAAUCAUAUUGUAUAGUAGCUUUCAGACCAUACAGUAUUCAUUGGGUUACUCCUAUUAUUAUCAAGUAGCUGGAAUUGUGAAGGUCGGAGUAGUUAGAUCUUUAGCUUUUAUUCCUUAUUUUUUUGUAUUACUAUCCAUGUGUAUAAAUUAUUGAUCAUGUUGCUGGCUUUUAUAAACUCUAAGCACAGGAGGGCGCCGCCCCUGCCUCUGCAAUGGUAAUGAAGCACUGUUUUUAAAUAAAAGAGAGAAACACCA
Molecule: messenger RNA, 6575 nt
Organism: Condylura cristata (star-nosed mole)
Lineage: Eukaryota; Metazoa; Chordata; Mammalia; Eulipotyphla; Talpidae
Gene: RBFOX2
Product: RNA binding protein, fox-1 homolog (C. elegans) 2
Exons: 12
Coding region: 319-1422 (367 amino acids)
Biological process (GO): regulation of alternative mRNA splicing, via spliceosome; nervous system development
Cellular component (GO): nucleus; cytoplasm
Molecular function (GO): mRNA binding
Source: RefSeq, a predicted model, not a curated record